This is a messenger RNA of Saccoglossus kowalevskii, 864 nucleotides long. RefSeq names its product neuromedin-U receptor 2-like. Lineage: Eukaryota; Metazoa; Hemichordata; Enteropneusta; Harrimaniidae. Gene Ontology annotation, cellular component: membrane. Gene Ontology annotation, molecular function: G protein-coupled receptor activity. Gene Ontology annotation, biological process: G protein-coupled receptor signaling pathway. The record is from RefSeq and is a predicted model, not a curated record.
AUGUCAUAUUCCGGAUAUGAUAUAUGUUCCAGUAUAAUCUAUAUCGCUGUGAUUGUAGGUGGGACAUUUGGUAAUGAUCUUGUGUGUUAUAUUGUGUAUACAAAUAGGAAUCUACGGACUUCUCCAAAUUUUCACCUGAUAUCAUUGGCCGUGGCGGAUUUAAUAGUAUGUACAACGACUUCACCCAUAAGAUUGGUUGUCACUGUGAAACGUCUUGUCACGUCUGUAAUAUAUACCAACGAUUUAGAAUGUUUCGGGCAGACAUUGACGUUUUAUUCGUCUAUUAUUACAACUUUUAUUACGCUAGCAACCAUAAUUUUAACGAGAGCCGUCGGCAUCACCAAUAGGGUACUUCUCGACACUAUGAGGAAAGUGAUUUACGUGUUUAUUGCUAUCAGUUACUGUAUAGGUUUUGGUUACGGGAUAACAAGAGCAAGCCUUGGUAAAGAAGGUCCAUGCGGAGUAACUACAGUCAAACAGCAAGUAAAAAUAUCAGGAAUGAUUGGUGUUGUUAUUACUUGGGUAUCGUUGCUUAUAGUUAUAAUAUCAAAUUUUUGUAUCUGUUACAUUACGCAAAGCAACCAAAGAGCACUGAAAAGUGUACUGGGCGACGGCGGACGACAUGGGAAAUCAACAAACAUUGCAACUGUCAAACUGUCACUUCGUCUUGUUGUUUGUUUCAUUGUCAGUUACUUACCAGGAGCAAUUCAAGGAUUUCUCGUAUCAAAUGAACUUGUAGAUAGAACCCCCUAUCUUGCCAAUCUUUUUGCUGCUAUUGCCUGUACAGGAAGCGCUGUGAAUCCUCUAAUAUAUACAUUGACGUCAUCAACAUUCAAGAACCACCUUCCAUGGAAGAAAUCUUAG